Molecule: messenger RNA, 2188 nt
Organism: Procambarus clarkii (red swamp crayfish)
Lineage: Eukaryota; Metazoa; Arthropoda; Malacostraca; Decapoda; Cambaridae
Source: RefSeq, a predicted model, not a curated record
CGUGUACUGUCGACAAAACAAAACCCAGUACUAGACGAGCCAUCAGCUGAUGUGCCCAGCCUCGUCGCCAAACAAGUCUUACUCUAUGCAACAGCAUUAAAACCUGACCACAUCAUAAACAUUGACACGUCUCCUAACAUUGCUGCUCGUGCAGUCACCUGGAAGAGAAAUCUUAACGCAAACUGUUUUGGCUCUGGUCCCUGAUAGGCCAAACAGGACUUGUGCAACUGAUAUAAACCCCAGUAGUGGUGCUGAGAUGGCUUCAGUGUGUCACUGGAGCUCCACCAGAAAGAGUUCAUUACAUUGUUUCAUUACAUUCAACACUGGUUAUUUGUAUCCCUAGAUGUAAAUCACCAUGAAAGUAUUAUCUAUGAUGGGACGACGGCAUUUUCGUCUAGGACAGCACAGGCAAUUUUACAGGAUCUUGAGGUCAACUGGGGUUUUUAUUGUCAUCACAUUUUUUACUGUUUGGGUAUUGCUGCCCCUUGUCUUUCACUACUCACCUGGACUGCAACGCUUCAUUGUGUUUCUCCACACAGUUGCCAGCCAUGUAGAUUUCUCCAGACCUGAACUUCUUGGUCUACUUGGAACCCGGAAUUUUUAUCUGACAACUGAUAAAGAUGUUUCUGUUGGAAUGUGGCACAUCUUGCCACUCUCUCUGGUUCACUCUGCUCCUGAAGUAAAAUCUGAUGAACGUGACGCAUGGUUCGAGAAAAGCUUGAAAAAUGGUGACCCAAUUAUUCUUUAUUUACAUGGUAAUAAAGGUUCCAGAGGAGAGAAGCACAGAAUAGAAAUGUAUAAUGUCCUUCGUCAAAUGGAUUACCAUAUUAUCACCUUCGAUUAUAGAGGCUAUGCAGAUUCAUCAGCUGUUGACCCAAGUGAAGAAGGUUUGGUAAUGGAUGGAAAGGUUAUCUUUAAUUACCUCCUUGAGAAUGCUGGUACAUCCCCAAUUUUUGUCUGGGGUCACUCACUUGGUACUGGCGUGUCAUGUCAUGCAGUAUCAGAACUGUGCAGAGAGAAUAAAUGCCCACGAGGGUUGGUACUUGAAGCACCAUUUAAUAAUCUUCAUGAUGAAGUGUUACUUAAUCCUUUAUCUCGGGUCUUUCUCCACUUGCCAUAUUUUGACUGGGCUUUCAUAGAUCCUCUGAGAAAAAUUGGAGCCGAAUUCCAGAGUGAUAAACAUAUUGUCCACAUUACUUGCCCAAUUGUCAUUCUUCAUGCUCAUGAUGAUAAUAUUGUGCCUAUUGAGCUUGGACGCAAGCUUGAGAGAGCAGCACAGCAGAGACAACUUAGAGAAGGUUUACCACUCAAGUUUAUUCAAUUUGAUGCUAAAUUUGGUUAUGGUCACAAUCACAUAUCCAGAGCACCUGAGUUUGAAGCAGUUAUAAGAGAUUUUAUCAGUGGUGCAUAAAGGAUGGCAAGCAAUUUUAAUCCCAGGACAAAGCAAGAAGGGGAAAGAGAAAAAACUUGAAGAAUUGGAGAAACAAAUUAAGCAUUUAAUUUAUUGUAAUGAUAUUCAUUACUGGUUUGACAGUGCAUUUUCUGGAAGGAGCUCCUUGGUGGCUUCCUGAAGCUGUAUCGCUGAGAUAGCUUCCCACUACCGAGUCACAUCAGUCAUAGGACAUCAGUCAUAGCGUACCGGAGACCAAAGCAAGAACUCGGUCACUUCAUAAAGGCAGAGAGAGAGAGAGAGAGCUGAGGAAUGUUAUGAUUACCCCACACCAAGAAAAUAUCAAGAAAGGAGGCGAACAAUACAAACAAUUGCAUGGUUUACAAAAACGAAACAUUGAAACUGCCAACAUACUUUGCAAGAUACACUCAAAACAAAUUGCUUCAUGGAGCCAAUGGGGCUCUACCAGAAAAAGGCUUUUCAUUACAUUUAAUGCUGUUUUUUAUGUAAAAUAGGUAUUAAUUUGAUAUUCAAAGCUUUGAAGAUAUUAAGAUGUUUCCCUUAGAUCGUUCAAACCUUAUUCAAAUUCCCUAGGAUGUUCAAACCUUAUUCAAAUUCCCUUAGAUGUUCAAACCUUAUUCAAAUUCCCUUAGAUGUUCAAACCUUAUUCAAAUUCCCUUAGAUGUUCAAACCUUAUUCAAAUUCCCUUAGAUGUUCAAACAUGGUACAACCCUUGAAAUUCACAUGUGUAUAAAUUAAUAAAUAAAUAAAUAUAUAUAAAUAUAAUAUAAUUCGCAA